Messenger RNA from Phyllopteryx taeniolatus (common seadragon), 2622 nucleotides. RefSeq names its product plakophilin-1-like. Gene Ontology annotation, molecular function: cadherin binding. Gene Ontology annotation, biological process: cell-cell junction assembly; intermediate filament bundle assembly; cell-cell adhesion. NCBI's taxonomy places the organism in Eukaryota, Metazoa, Chordata, Actinopteri, Syngnathiformes, Syngnathidae. Gene Ontology annotation, cellular component: adherens junction; plasma membrane; cytoplasm. The record is from RefSeq and is a predicted model, not a curated record.
GCAGCUUAAUUUCUGUGAUUGACCUAAAUGUCAACAUGCUGUAAAAUGACUGAAAGAAACUAGCUUCUUUGUGUUUCAUUUUUUCCCCCCAAUGUUUUGCAUAUUUUACUAUUUUUGGUUUAGUCAGUUUGGGCUACCGUUAUGGCAAUAGGGCGAAUGAAACCACAUUUUGAUUGUUGUACUUUUGUCUUCCAGCAGGUGAAACUGGUAAACCAGGGCGCGGUCUGGCCAAGGUGCGCCAGCCCUCCUCCAGGUUCCUCCCUCAGUCCCUCGCCUGCCUACCAGCCCUGCCCGACUCGACUCCGUCAGCCCCCUUGUCGCGAGAGCCUCGGAACCUCGGUAGCGAUGGCCGGCGCCCUGCCGCUCAAAUCGGCCCUGUCCGUCGCCGCGGUGGACGACACCUCUCUGGCCCUGCCCUCGAGCCACCAGCGGCACCGCUCCGGAGAGCAGCGUGUCCUGGAGCAGGUGCAGAGCCUGCAGAGGACCAGGUCCAGGCACUCUAGCAGCAGCAGGACUGGCUCGACCUCCUUGACUCCCACCAGCCCUUUGAAUGACGUAGUUUACGAGUCCAGCGUCUCUAAUGAAAAUGUGUUCUUUGGAAAUGAUUACCCAAAAACUCUCCCUCUCGAGAAAAGCAUCAACCGCCAGUCAUUCAACAGCACGGCGAGCGCCGCAGCCAAGACCACUAACACCAUCGGGCGUCGCUACGAGUACGGCUACGCCCCCGUCGGCUGGGCGGCCCCCAACCGCGACGUGGCCGACCAAGGCUGGCGGCGCUCCCUGGUCGAACGCCACCAGCCUCCGCAGAGGUUCCUCUCCAAACGCAGCACCUACAGGACGGAGAUGCUCAGCAGUAGUAACAACUUCACGAGCAACACUCAACACUUUGUCAGCACGCCGCUUGACAUCAGCAAAACGCAAUCCAAGCCUUUGGCUGUGGAUAGUAACACCAAGCAAAGCAAGCUGCCCGGCAAAGUGGAUUCUAGGUCGAGCGGAAACAGCGCGUUGGCUGACAUCACCAUGAAGGAGGCCGUGGAGUUCCUGUCCAACGAGGACGUGAAAUACCAACACUGCGGAGCCUCCUAUAUCCAACACAUGACCUUCAGUGACGACAAGGCCAAGGAAGAGGUGCUGAAGCACAACGGCAUCGCUCCGCUGGUGGCGCUGCUGCAGAGCCCCAACGUGGCCCUCAGCCAGACGGCCUCGGCCGCCCUGCGUAACCUCUCCUUCAAGAACAACGACAACAAGAAGGAGAUCCAGCGUUGUGGCGGAAUCGCGUCUGCCGUGGCGCUGCUCCAAGAAACCGACUCCGCUGAGAUCCAGAAGCAGCUCACAGGUCUUCUGUGGAAUUUGUCAUCCGCCAACAGCCUGAAGACGGACCUGCUGAAGAGCUCGCUGCCCAUCCUGAUGGAGCGCGUCGUGCUGCCUUACAGCACGAGCCCAGACCAGGGCACAGCCAGCGGCCCGGAUCACGAGUCCUUCUUUCACGCCACCGGCUGUCUGCGAAACCUCAGCAGCGCAAAGCACAGCAACCGGCAGACCAUGAGGAAAUGUCAAGGUUUGGUGGACUCUUUAGUCGCUUACCUUCAAGACUGCGUGGAUGCUGGCAGGACAGAUGAUAAGUGUGCGGAGAACUGCGCGUGCAUCCUGCACAACCUCACCUUUGAGCUGGAGGCAGAGGCCCCGGCGUUGUUCAACCGCAUCACGGCACUGGCCAAGCCUGUCGGCCCGGUGGAGAGUCAGGGCGACGCCGGGCCCAUCAGCUGCUUCAGUCCGCCCAGCAAAGGCUCCGACAGCAAGCGCUACUUCGACUUCCCAGUGGCGGAGGACCCCAGCCCUACUGGGGCCAGCUGGCUCCUCCACUCCAAAACCCUGCAGAACUAUUUGUCCUUACUAGACUCCAGUCAUCGGGAGGAAACCCAGGAAGCCUGCUGCGGAGCUCUGCAGAACCUCACUGCACAGGAUGGCAUCGUGUCCAACGUCAUGAGCCAGACGGUGGUGCAGAAGCUUGACGGCCUGCAGGUCAUCACUCCACUUUUGAAGUCAAACAAAGUCACCCUGCAGAGGAACGCGGUGGCCCUGUUACGGAACUUCAGCAAGAACCCCAACCUGCAGGGCAUCUUGGCUCGCAAGGUAUUGCCCGAGUUACUGGGCGUCCUGGGCGCGGGCACCAAGGAAGGCAACGAGUCGGACGACACGCUGGCCAUGGCGUGCCAGACGGCCAACUUCCUGGUAGCCAAGGAGCCCGAGAGCGGCAAGCGCCUGCUGAACGGCGGCUUAAUCAACUCGCUCAACGAGUUCAGCCAAAACAAAUAUUUCCCCAAAUCCAGCAAGGCAGCAUCUGCGUUUCUCUACCAGUUGUGGUCUGACAAGGACAUCCAAAGCCUCCUGAAGAAGCAAGGGAUGAACAAGUCGUCGUUUGUCAAUGACAUCACCGCGGCGGCCCACAAGUCGCUUCAAGUGAUCGACUAGCACGCGGGGCCCCACCCACACCGCGUGCGCUAACAACCUUUGUCAUUUUAUUUUGUGUUUUUUUAAACUCCCUAUGUAAUUGAAUUGGUGAGCAAUUGUUUUUUAAAGAAAGUGUCAAUAAAGUUUUAGAGGGGCGAAACAUGCUGUUAA